Candoia aspera is the source of this 3178-nucleotide messenger RNA. It is a transcript of the gene PXDC1, whose product is annotated as PX domain containing 1. Gene Ontology annotation, molecular function: phosphatidylinositol binding. The record is from RefSeq and is a predicted model, not a curated record. NCBI's taxonomy places the organism in Eukaryota, Metazoa, Chordata, Lepidosauria, Squamata, Candoiidae. The transcript has 5 exons. The coding region runs from base 640 to 1335 and encodes 231 amino acids.
AACACCUGAUCGAGAACUAAUCUUCCAGCACUUCCCCUGCCAAAAGAAUCGGGCAGACUAGAUUCGAAGCAGCGGAGCGCAUUUGCGUCUUCCUGCCCCUUUUUCCUUCCACGUGUGGAUUUGAACCUCGGCGUGGAGUAAGAAACCUGAAGCCCAAACACCGAGUUUGCCUGUGAGGGGGCGCGUGCGUUUCGUUUCAGACCAAAAUCUUCGCCCUGCCUCCCAAACAUUCAGGAAGAUUGCAAAAGAAAAAGGAAGAAGCGUCAAAGACACAGAAGCGACGCCACCCGGCGAGCAAGUCUGCUCUUUCGGCCUGAAAAGAAGAACCUCGUCUGAUUUGCCCGACAGCUCCUCUACCCCGGCCCGCGCUUGUGACUAGCAAGCGGUGGCGGCAGCAGAAAGCAACCGUAGUCAAAGAGAGGCGGCGGCCGGCUGGGCCCUCCCCUCGUCUCUGCCUGGGCAAAGAAUACCGGAGGCGCCUGUGGCCGCCCUGCGCGGAGCUUGAAGACAGCGCCUUGUGCUGUCGACGCCCAGCUCGACCAUGGUGGCUCCCUCUUCCUGACGCCUAGUGGCUUAGCGAAGGACGGAGGAUCUCCGCCGUCCCCUCGCAGCGGGGUGGUAUGCGCGGGCAGCGGCGGGAUGGCCUCGGCUGUGUUUGAGGGCACCUCGCUGGUGAACAUGUACGUGCGGGGCUGCUGGGUGAAUGGCAUCCGGAGACUGAUCAUCAACCGUCGCGGGGACGAAGAGGAGUUCUUCGAGAUCCGCACCGAGUGGUCGGACCGGAACGUCCUUUACUUGCACCGCAGCUACUCUGACCUGGGCCGCCUCUUCAAGCGCCUGCUGGACUCCUUCCCGGAGGAUCGCCCCGAGCUGUCACAGUCCCCCUUGCUCCAAGGGUUAAUUACAAUUAAAGAGUCUCAUGACAUAGAAGCCAGGCUGAAUGAGGUAGAGAAGCUCCUCAAGAAUAUUAUAAAUAUGCCUUGGAAGUAUUCCAGAUCUGAAGUUGUCCUCACCUUUUUCGAAAGGUCUCCUUUAGAUCAAGUGUUAAAAAAUGACAAUGUCCAUAAAAUCCAACCAAGCUUUCAGAGUCCAGUUAAAAUUUCAGAAAUUAUGCGUUCUAAUGGAUUUUGUUUAGCUAAUACCGAAACAAUAGUUAUCGAUCACAGUAUACCAAAUGGCAAAGAGAGUCACUUGGAUGUUGAUUCAGCAGAACACUUGUUUGAGAAUGUUAGUGAAUUUACCUCUGAGCUGCAGGACACUGAUGACCCAGCAGCUUACGUCACCAACUUGUCAUACUAUCAUCUGGUUCCAUUUGAAACAGAUAUUUUGGACUAAGACUGUCAAAAAGACUUCACGGCUGACAUCAGGCAACCGUCUUUUCUUGAGACAUUCAGUGCCCCGUAGUCUUGCGCUGAUCAUGCCUACUACAGGUAUAUCAUGCAAGGCAGAAAAGGAUUCCUACAAACGUAUAUCUUGAAGCUGAUAUCAUUGUUUGAUUCUUCACUGUGGCUCCCUGGGGCAACUUGCAAGAAUGCCGUUCUCUAGUGGAGAAAUAAAUUUUUAUUUUGCCAAAAAGAAUGAAACAAGGACAUCUAAAGCUAAGUUGACUCAAGGAAAUACAUGGUGCAGUGGCUGUCACACACUGAUAGAACUUUGAUGAUACCAAAAAGGAGACAAAGCACCAGUGGUACUAAGAGUUACAGUGAAAUUUGUGAAGAGCUUCCAUUUCCUCCUCUAUCAAGCUGUCUUUAACCCCUCCCAACAUUUUAAACUUUUUAAUUGAAAGAUUCAUUAUGAUCAGACACUAGGAAUAUUUUUCGUUUCUCAUGACAGCUUAUACGAAAUGUCUAGUAAUUUGUUCACAGAGAGUUUCCAGAGUAAAUGAUGCCUUAUGUCAUGUGUGCCUACAAGAAAUAAGCUCAUGAAUUGAGUGCAUAGUUUAACUUAUUUGAAGCCAGGGAUUUUAUUUAGUCAUCUGAGCACCUAUCAUUGUCUCCUGAAAUAAUAACAAAAGAGUAAAUAAGCAAGUUGUAGCUCAAGGAGAAAGGGAAAUACUCAUGAGUUUUAAAUGGUCCAUCUGAACGUUUUUUUCCCCCUAGGAAUCCUCCUAAUGAUUUUUUUUUCUUUUUCUUUUUUUGUCCAGAAUAGGAACACUUUGCAAUUCUCAGUAUUAGUGUUUACACAAGUGGGGUACCUUUCUUCCUGUCACUUAACUUUCCAUGGACUAGAACAUGUGAUUUCCAUGGUGAAUAACCUUCAGUGCUUCCCCUUUUAAUAUAAAUAACAACAUGGGAACAUGGAGUGGAGUUCACAGUUUGGUGGGGCAGAUUCGUGUUAUCAAAUAGGUUUAAUGUUAUGAACACGGCCAGAAUUAUGUGCCACAGAAAUAUUGCUUUCCGUGGUAAAUCAGUGGCAAGUGCAGCAUGAUCUUCAGCCCAGAGAUAAAUUAGGUGAUUUUACAAAGCAAAACUUGAGUACUAGUGGAAGGAGAGAAUAUCUCCUUCCACUAAUAAUAGGAAUACAACCUAUUAUUCAUACUAUUCACUCAGCAGUAAGCUUAAAAUAGUUACUACAGCUCUCAUUCUUUGAAAGUUACCACACUGUUCUAUUUAAGCACCAACCUUCCUCCCCAGCUUAUCUUCUGCAGUAACUGAACAAGCACUCUUUUUCCUGUAAUAGCAGCACAGGAGGGUGAAGGUCUACAGUAUCAACACGUUGGAGUGACAGGAGAUGCAGCCUUUAGUGAACCUCUGUGCUCAUUUGUUAAGAAUACAAGCACUCCCCAAAGGUUCAUGUUCCCUGUAGUUCUCUGGAACUGUUAUUCUGUAUGUAGAGUUAGGGAACAGUGAAUUAUUGAUGCCAAACUGUGGUUUACAAAGAUUGGGAAAUGACCGUGUAGGUAGUAUUAAACCAAUACAUGCUUGUAAUGUAGAUUAAUGUCCAUAAUGUAAUGGAAAUAAGUACAUUCUGUUAGUUAUUCUGUUUUUCCCUUCUUGGCUGUGAAGGAUAUGGUACAUCUUCCCCAUCUCUAAAGCUUUUCAGAAUCUUUUGUAUAAUAAUUGUAAAGCAACAUUUUCAAAUGUAAAUAUUAAUAAGUUAUUGAAAACCCUAACUCUUUUACAAAAUCUGUUUCCACUAUAUUUUAAUGAAAUAAAAGCAUUACUCAUCUUCAAUGUAA